Messenger RNA from Sardina pilchardus (European sardine), 7535 nucleotides. RefSeq names its product platelet-derived growth factor receptor, alpha polypeptide (gene pdgfra). The record is from RefSeq and is a predicted model, not a curated record. Gene Ontology annotation, biological process: embryonic cranial skeleton morphogenesis; positive regulation of kinase activity; platelet-derived growth factor receptor signaling pathway. Gene Ontology annotation, molecular function: platelet-derived growth factor alpha-receptor activity; platelet-derived growth factor binding; ATP binding. The transcript is spliced from 29 exons. NCBI's taxonomy places the organism in Eukaryota, Metazoa, Chordata, Actinopteri, Clupeiformes, Clupeidae. The coding region runs from base 171 to 4598 and encodes 1475 amino acids. Gene Ontology annotation, cellular component: plasma membrane; signaling receptor complex.
UGCUUGCUCUCAACUCGACUGGAGGAUUACCACUGCAACAAAAAGCCUGGACCCUUAACUGCGCCAAUUGGAGUACUUUUGUAUGGGCUAUUGAAUGCAAUUAGGAGGUUUUUUUUAAUCAAAGGGCACAAUCAAAAGGAGUUUCAAAAGCAGGCCACAACAACGUGACCAUGGGGGUUUUCGAGACCCAUCUCACUCUUUUGGCUGUGUUAAUCAGUGUAUUACCAGCCCGGAGUGAUCCGCCGACCAUAGUUUCCAACGAAGACGAGUUUGUUGUCGCUCAGCACUCACGUUUCAACAUCAGCUGUACAGGGAAGAGGGAGGUCGUAUGGGCCGAUCCCCUGCCCGACAACGUUGUCGAUUAUCCCGGUUACUACACUGCAACACUGCUGAUUGCAGACGCUGCAGCUUCCCAUACUGGAUACUACACAUGUGUUUACGCAUCCAAAAAUGGCGACCCUGGAAGACACGAGGACAUGGACCAGAACGAGUCUGAAAUAUACAUAUUUGUGCCAGAUCCCGAUGUUCCCUUCGCACCUGAGGAGAAUACUGAAGUGGAGACUGACCCAAUUAGCAAUAUCAUUCCUUGUCGCGUCACCGACCCCCAGUCCCAUGUCAUUCUCAAAUCCUUGCCAAGUAACAUCGAAGUGCAGGGCUUCUAUGACAACAGGAAUGGCUUUCUUGGCAACUUUUCUGCUGGAAAUUACGUAUGUGAGACCGUUAUCAACGACGUGACGAAGAGAAGCGUAAUCUACACUGUGAUUGAAAAGCCUGUGGUGAAGCAGGACUUCCAGGUGACACUGAGGUCCAGCGAGGACGCUGUGAUGGCUGGGGAGACAUUCAACCUCACCUGCAUCGCUCCGCAAGGGUCUGAAUACCUGCAGCAGUGGCUCCAUCCCGUAAAACAGGCUGCGGAUGCGGUCCCGAUGAAGCAGACUCUCCCUGACAGGGUGCUGUACGUCCUCAGCAUCCCCUCGGCCUCCGUCCACGACAGCGGCACCUACGAGUGCUACGUCACCAACACGCUCACCGGACACACCCGGAGCAGCCGAGUGACCGUGGCCGUCCACGAGGAAAAGUCGUUUGUGUCGCUGGACCACAGUGGCAUCGGUGGCGUGGAGGUCAUCACUCUGCUGGAGGACACGGAGUUCACCAUCUUUAUCGAUGCCCACCCAGAGCCCAAGAUCCUGUGGAAGAAAGAUGGCGUCCCUCUGGAGAAGAGCACUUUUCUCUACGCCGUCAACAGCCACGUCCUCGGAAACCGGUAUCAGAGCGUUUUAAAUCUCAAACACCCAACCGAGGAGGACAGUGGGAAGUACACGUUCAACGCCACCAGUGGCAAACACCACGCACACUUCUCUUUUGAGCUGCGAGUCAAGGCUCCCAGCGCCGUGCUGUUCCCGUCGUCCCAGGCGCCGGUGCUGCUGCCCCAGAGUGACGAGCUGGUGGUGUCCCCGGGCUCCUCCUUCAGACUCACCUGUCGGGGCGUGGCCGAGCUGGUGUGGAGCGGCCCCACCUACCUGUCCGAGCAGACGCUGGACGACAAGGGCGGCCUGUUCAUCAGCACGGUGACCGUGGAGAGCGCCGGGGUGAGCAACACCGGCGAAUACUUCUGCGCCUAUCGAGGAGCCAAUCAGACGGAGGAGGGCGAGGGGAGCAGCAUCUAUAUCUACGUGCCAGAUCCAGCGGUGCCGUUCGUCCCCUCCAUGGACCCGUCGUACAUCCACGUGAUGACGGACCACGAGGAGAUGGAGAUCCCGUGCCGCGUGUCCGACCCCACCGCCAACGUGUCCCUGGUCAACAUCGAGACGCAGCAGGAGCUGCCCGCCGACUACGACAGCAAGCGAGGCUUCAUCGGCAUCUUCAGCGCCGGCACCUACGUCUGCAAGGCACACGUCAACGGCCAGGAGCACCUCAGCGAGGAGUACAUCGUCCACGGAUGGGCAGGAGGCUCUGAUCUGAAUGUGGAGCUUCUUGCUAAGAGAACUGCUCUCCUGGUGGGAGAGACGCUCACGGUCAACUGUGUGGCCAAAGGCAGCGAGAUGCUGGAAGACCACUGGAAGUACCCUGGCAAACUGUACGGUCGCGGCGAGAAGACGGUGAGGGAGAACAGACGAGAGAUGACCAUCAACUACACCCUGCGGGUGUCCGACGUGACGCUGAAGGACAGCGGCAUCUACGCCUGUUCCAUCACCGACAUCAUGAGCAACGAGAGCCAAACCAAGGAGCUGACCGUCACCGUCUAUGAGAGUCCCUUUGUGUCGCUGGUCCCCGGCUUCACUCGCACCGAGCUGGCCGAGCUGGACGAGGUGCGGGAGUUCACGGCCGACAUCGACGCCUUCCCCGGCGUCAACGUCGUCUGGCACAAAGAUGGCGUUCCGCUGGGCGGCAACUCCGCGGAGAUGACCACAAGCCUCCGCACGAUCAGCGAGACGAAAUACCAGAGCGUUCUGACCCUGAUCCGCGCGAAGGCCGAGGACAGCGGCAACUACACGGUCAGGGCUGAGACCCGGAACCAGAGCAGCAGCUUCAGCUUCUCCCUGCAGGUCAAAGUCCCUGCGUUCAUCGUGGAGAUGAUGGACCUCCACCACGGCUCCACCACGGGUCAGUCGGUGGUGUGCAUCGCCGGGGGGGAGCCCAUGCCAGAUGUGGAUUGGUUCAUCUGUAAGAACAUCAAACACUGUGCCAAUGACUCCACCCAGUGGAGCCCGCUACCCGCCAACUCCACUGAGAUCACCGUGGACACGCACGUCAACCAGGACAUGCAGCUGGAGACCCAGGUGAUCUUCGGUCAUCUGGAGGACACGCUGGCCGUCCGGUGCCUGGCCAAGAACGGCAUGGCCGCCGUCACCCGGGAGGUCAAGCUGGUGUCCAGCGGUCCUCACUCGGAGCUGACCGUGGCAGCUGCUGUGCUGGUGUUGCUGGUCAUUGUCAUCAUCUCACUCAUUGUGCUGGUCAUUAUCUGGAAACAGAAGCCACGCUAUGAGAUUCGGUGGCGGGUGAUUGAGUCGGUCAGUCCGGACGGUCACGAGUACAUCUACGUGGACCCCAUGCAGCUUCCCUAUGACUCACGCUGGGAGUUCCCUCGUGACGGCUUGGUGCUGGGUCGUAUUCUGGGCUCGGGGGCCUUUGGGAAGGUGGUGGAGGGCACUGCCUACGGUCUGAGCCGCUCCCAGCCCGUCAUGAAGGUGGCCGUGAAGAUGCUGAAACCGACGGCUCGUUCCAGUGAGAAGCAGGCGCUCAUGUCUGAGCUGAAGAUCAUGACUCACCUGGGCCCGCACCUCAACAUUGUCAACCUGCUCGGAGCCUGCACCAAGUCAGGGCCCAUCUACAUCAUCACUGAGUACUGUUUCUAUGGCGACCUGGUCAACUACCUGCACAAGAACCGUGACAGCUUCCUGAGUCACCACCCAGAGAAGGGCAAGAAGGAGCUGGACAUCUUCGGCAUCAACCCCGCCGACGAGACCAGCAGAAGCUAUGUGAUCCUGUCGUUCGAGGGCAAAGGGGACUACAUGGACAUGAAGCAGGCAGACACCACCCAGUACGUGCCAAUGCUGGAGAUGAACCAGGCCUCCAAGUACUCACACCUGCAGGGCUCUGACUACGACCACCCGCCCUCUCAGAAAAAUGAAGGUGAGGGAGAGAGUCUGCUCUCCGAUGACAGCAACGAGGGCCUCACCACCAUGGACCUGCUCAGCUUCACCUACCAGGUGGCCCGGGGCAUGGAGUUCCUGGCCUCCAAGAACUGUGUGCAUCGGGAUUUGGCCGCCAGGAAUGUCCUGCUCUCUCAAGGAAAGAUAGUCAAGAUCUGCGACUUUGGCCUGGCCAGAGACAUCAUGCAUGACAACAACUAUGUCUCCAAAGGAAGCACAUUCCUGCCUGUCAAGUGGAUGGCUCCAGAGAGCAUCUUUGACAACCUGUACACAACCCUCAGUGACGUCUGGUCCUAUGGCAUCCUGCUGUGGGAGAUCUUCUCUCUCGGAGGGACUCCGUACCCUGGCAUGGUGGUCGACUCGAGCUUCUACAACAAGAUCAAGAGUGGCUACAGAAUGGCCAAACCUGAGCAUGCCUCUGAUGAUGUCUAUGAGAUGAUGUCGAGGUGCUGGAACAGUGAGCCAGAGAAGAGACCUUCCUUCCUGAGCCUGAGCGAGACUGUGGCAUCGCUACUGCCUGCAGGAUACAAGAGGAGCUACGAGCGAAUGAACCACGACUUCCUGAAGAGCGAUCACCCGGCCGUGACCCGCGUGCAGCGCCUGGGCGGCAGUGUCAUCGGCAUCGACGACGACGACAACUACAUCGGGGUCACCUACAAGAACCAGGGCAAGCUGAAGGACCGCGAGAGCGGCUUCGACGAGCAGCGCCUCAGCUCGGACAGCGGCUACAUCAUCCCCCUGCCCGACCUGGACCCGAUGUCCGACGAGGAGUACGGCAAGAGGAACCGCCACAGCUCACAGACGUCGGAUGAGAGUGCCAUCGAGACCGGCUCCAGCAGCUCCACCCUGGCCAAGCGGAUGGAGGGAGAGACCCUGGAGGACAUCACCCUGCUGGACGAGAUGUGCCUAGACUCCAGCGACCUGGUGGAGGACAGCUUCCUGUGAUGCCCAGCACCGCCCGGGACAAGUCCUCCAGAGUGGACACUGUCUUGUUGUACGAUGUCGCUCUGUGGAGGGGGUGAGGGGGGUGUGAGGGCGAGGAGUAGAGACUACAAGCUAAGCUACUACCAGCCCGUCUGCUCUACAGCCAAAGAACAUUCUGAAGACGUCUUCCUCAAAGAACACCUACCCCCACCCCCAACUACUUCCUCUUCAUCUCACCCCCCCCCCCCACCCCCUCCCCCUCCCCCUCCCCCUCCCGGUUUCCACCCUUGAAAUCCCUCCUCGGAUCAAAAACAAACCACUUUGCUUCCUCUGUGGUGGAGAGCCAUCAGUGACACUCUGUGCGUGUGGAUUCCUUUCACUCGAACAUUGCCCCCUUCUGGGGUGGAGGACUGACUGAGAACGGAGAACAGCGUUAACGUUACGUUUUUCAGCGGCAAGUGUAAACAAGGUCAUAUCUCCUGUUCUCCUGAAUCACACACUCGAGAUUAUACAAAUAGCCUAUGGACAUACAAUACGUGUGUGUGUGUGUGUGUUUGUGUGUGUUUUUUUUUAAUGUACAGAAUUUCAGUGGGCAUUCCUGACGCAGCGAGAUAAGCAAGGACACAUCGAAGACCUGAACAAAAGCAGCAAAACGGACUUAAACCAACAUCAGGACCUCUUACUUUUAUAGUCCAUCAAGACUGUCAAAAACCACUACAGACAUUUAUUUAAACAAGAGAAAACAAGCAUCAGAUGGUCUCUCCGGAUCCAUCAUCACUCAGUCCGGACCUUUGUGGUAUUCCGCAUGGACUGCAUGUCAAUUCCCUCUCAGCCACACACACAAUGUUCCUCUGUCACCAGUUGACUUCCGAUAAGGACCAAUAACUUACUUUGAAUUGAAAAGCACAAUCGCUAAACUAUGAAUCUAUGUUUUUAUAAGCAAUCGUAGUGGUCAACUAUUGAAUACAUGCCGUUUGAAUUUAUUUUUUUACUUUCUAGCACAUAUAAAUAUGUAUUAUUUGUGAAUAUUAGAUUAGUGUAUGUCUGUGUGUGUGUGCGUGUGUGUGUGUGUGUAAGAGAGUGAGUAAUCGAGUGAGUGAGCGUGUAUGUAUGUGAGUGAGACUGAGUGUGUGUAAAGAAGGUUUUUUUUGUAAAUGAAGAAUAUGACUAAGGUUUAUAAGUUGCAUGCACCUCUGUGACUUAGACCUUUUGUAAAAUACACCAUGAUACCGUUUUGAAAUCAUCCAACAGGAACUCAAAUAGCACAGCAAAAGGCAUGUUUAUUUUGACAGUAGACUAGAAGCUAGAGCAGAAUAGAUGGAUAGAUAGAUAGAUAUAGAUAGCAUCACAUCUCAAUUUCAUUGCCUCCAACAUCAUUAGGUCCUUAGUUUUGUCAUGCUAAACUAUUUCAUUUGUAUUUGGUCUAUAUUUUCUUAUUUUAGUCAUCAUUAUAUUUACCCGUGUCCUACUCUUUCCUACAACCAAAAGCAAUACUUAUAUUAGCUUUAUGUUAACCUGUGAUAUACAGAAACAUUUUGAGCAAUGGCUGCCAUUGGCCAGUGUUAUAAACCAAAUGAGUCAAGGUACAUACCAACCUAUUGUUGUGAAUAAGCUGGAAUAUGUUCUGAUGCUGUAUGUAAAAAUUGAGUGCUUCCACCCUUCAACCAUUCUUCAGAGGAGCGAGAAUGAUGAUGAUGAUGAUGAUGAUUAUAAUAUGCUUUAUAGAUAUUCGGUUGAGCGUUUACAGUGUGUGUGUUGCUAGUUUUGGAGUAGUGGCUUUGCUGGAGAUCGGACGUGCUGGACUUAAGAACUGACAGACGGAAUAUCACCUGGAGGGAUAGCUUUGGCUCCUGCCAUAUUACGCUGAGACGGUUGAUAAGGAUGAACUUGUCACUUUUUUUUUGUUUUUAAUUGGACUUGUGGGCGUUGUGACAGCAAACACCUCAGAUAGACACUUCCUGAAAACAUGUGAGGUGAUGGCGGAAAAUGGCCUCCUACAAGACGUGUGUAGCCGGGUUUAACCAGCUCUGCGAGUGGACCUUCUCCAGCAUGUUAGAACGCAGACCAAAGCAGUCAGGCAAGUGGGAGGGGGUGGGGGGACAGUACACCAGACCAACUCAUGUCUCCGCAGGCUGCUUUUAUUCACGAUUCAUGGUUUCUCUACAUGGCAGCCAUGGUGGAGAUGUUGAGAUGUUGAGAAGUCAGUGUGUUUUUUUUGUUGUUGUUUUUGUUGUUGUUAUUGUGACAUUGUCUGUCUCAUCUUGCUUUCUCAUGUAACAUUUUGAAUCUUUUUGUUUGGACGAGAAGCCUGUGUACAAGCCCAAUGAAAUUCACUUUCUACAAGUCUCCAUAGUAUCCCUUAGGUGCAUAGCCACACCUUUGUUAUUUCAUACAGUAUUUUAGCAAAUAAUUGAACAUGGUGUAAGCGUUCAUGUGACGUUGUCGUCAAAUGGUUUAAAAAAACAUCACACAUUCCCUGAUUUCAUGAGACCCAGCCCGCUAGCAUUCGGAGCUGACAUCCCUUUGAGUGUGUUGUAAAUGGAAUGAAAUGCUCUCUGUGUGUUUUGCUUUUGUGAAUAACCCCGUUUGAAAUCCCUAGCUAUGUCACUGCCCGACGCCCUUUGACCCUACUGCUGACUGUGAUAUACCUCACAGGCAUAUUGUAUACUGUUGCACUUUUCCCCCCUCUAGUUUUUCGCCCCUUUGGGUUGGCUUUGUUUGAACUGAGGAGUAGUUGCUGUUUUGUGGUCACAAAGUGUGAGCAUUUUUGUGUCUGUUUCUGUGGCGACAUGAAUGUUGAAGUCGGGGGAGAAAGGGUGAAGGGAAGAAUAAGGUAUGAAGUGUUUAUUCCAAGGUACAGUAUGAUAAUUACUCCCAAUAGCCUCCUGAUUUGUAAUAUGCGUUAUGAUUAUGUACAUUCAGAUGAUCUAUAUUUCAAUAAAUGAUUUAAACAAUGUA